Molecule: messenger RNA, 7458 nt
Organism: Spirodela intermedia
Lineage: Eukaryota; Viridiplantae; Streptophyta; Magnoliopsida; Alismatales; Araceae
Source: the annotation of a GenBank genome assembly
AUGAGAAGAUCCUCGCAUCACUGCCGUAGAGGUGGGCGUAACGUACCAGGCAAGAGUCCAGAACGCGGGCCAGCGCCCUCGCCAGCGGCCAGCUCAAGGCGAAUCCGCCGCCGCCGAAGGCCAUGUCGAAGGAAUACUUCUCGUUCUGCACCACGGCUUCGGAGCUGCUCCCGACGUAGUGCCACUGCUCCCAGUCGUGCCUCCGAAGCGUCGCCGCCAGAUUCUCCGGGAAAAAGACGGUGUCGUCGUCCCCAAGCACCACCCACCGCACCCCUUCCAUGCCCUCGGCUGCGCCGACGAGCUCUCUCGCCACGCGCGCCACGCGUACGGCCGACCGCAGGCCGCCGCCGGGGAAGGUGUACGGAAGCCCGGAGACGUCGGCGGAGAUGCGGAUUGGCGGCUCGCUCGCGUUCACGUUCGCGUUCACGUUCGCGGUCGCGUCCUCCACGGAAAGGGGGGAAUCGAGGAAGACGAAGCCCCUCAUGCGGGAGGUAUCCCACCAGGAGCGGAUGUACCGGCGGCGGUGAGGGAAGGACCGGGCGGAGGAAGCGAGGCCGAAGACGAGGUGCCGCACCGCCGUCGGUGCCGCGCCGGAACCAUCGCCGACGCCGCCGGUGUGGCGGAGCGGAAGAGUGUCGGAGAGGAAGCCGGGGGAUGGACAGGGAGAAGGGCGGGGGAGGAUGAGAAUGAAGACGGAGAUGAAGAGGAAGAGGGAGGAGACCAGAAGAAGGAAGUUGGCCUUGCCGGCGAGCCUGGUGAACGAAGACGGCAGCAUGUCUUUCGAAGCUUCGCCGGAAGGGAAGGCGGGAUGGCCGGCGGUCUGGGCUGCUCCUCCGGCGGGAAUGAUCAAAAGAAGGAAAGAAGCUCUCGAAUGGUCCCCCACAGAAAACCUUCAUUAAGUUUCAGGGUCACCGAUUUAAGUUUGAUUUACCACCAGUUUAGCUCGAUUUUGACUCUCUCUCUCUCUCUCUCUAUCUCUCUCCCCUGCCUCGAAGAAAUCCUUCUAAAACGUAUCUUUCUCUAUCUGUCUGUGUGUGUGCGUCUCUCUCUCUCUCUCCCCUGCCUGGAAAAAAUCCUCCUAAAACUUCUGUCUCUCUCUACCUCAGUCCACUCUCUCUCUAACUCUCCUGUCUCUCACCUCUCCCCCUCUUUCUCUCUCUCUCUCUCUCUCGCUAUUUCUCUAUCUCCGCCCCCCCUCCCCGCCUCGAAGAAGAAAUCCUUGGAUCUCUCUCUCUCUCACUAUCCGUCACCGCGUGGCCACUAUGUCUUCGCCCUGGCAGGAAGGAAUCCUUUAAAAACGUGGACUGGACUCUCAGAUAACCCACAGGUGGACUGAGUCGGCCCUCCUGCCCACUGCGGACGGAUAGAGAACCCCCACCCGGAAGAAGAGCCCACACAGAUAUCUAGCGAGAGAGAGAGAGAGAGAAUGGGAGAGGAAACGGUGGCGGCGACCCACAGCUGGCGAUGCCUAUAGCGAGCGGCGGCGAGGACGCCGUCGGCCCGGCGGCGACGCCGAGGGUUCUCGUGGCGCUGACCGUCGCGCUCGAGCGGCUGGUGGCGCGGAACGACGAGCUGGCGGCUGCGCUGGAGGAGGAGCGGCGGCGGAGAACAAAACCGGCGGCAAGAGGGGCUCUGGACGUGUUCCGGGCGGCGAGGGUGCCGAGCAUCAGCGUGGGGAGGUACCUGGAGCGGCUGUACCAGUACUCGGACUGCAGCCCCUCCUGCUUCGUUGUGGGCUUCGCCUACAUGGACCGCCUCGCCCACCGCCACCCCUCCUCCCUGCUCCUCUCCGUCAACGUCCACCGCCUCCUCCUCGCCUCUCUCCUCGUCGCCUCCAAGGUCCUCGACGACGUGUAAGCAAGCGCUCCCAAUCUUCUCUUUGCCGGCCCUCUUUCUUGUGCUUACGGCGGUAGUGGCGAUGUGCAGGCACCACAGCAACGCGUUCUACGCGAAAGUGGGGGGAGUGAGCACGGCGGAGCUGAACAGGCUGGAGCUGGAGCUGCUGUUCCUGCUGGACUUUGGGGUGACGGUGGGGGCGAGGGCCUUCGAGGGCUACUGCCUGCACCUGGAGAAGGAGUUGCUCUGCAACUCCGGCGGCGGCGGGGAGCGCCGCCGAGGCUCUGGCGGGAGGGACGGGGUCGGCCGGGGACUCACGCCUCCCAGCAACGGAGCGGCCGGGGAAGAGAGCGAUACGCCGUGGAGCCGCUUCUCCUCGCCUUCCCCGCCCAACUCCUUCUGAAUCCUCGCUUUGCUGACUCCAAACUCCAUGCGACGCCGCCUUGGAAACCCGCUAAUCUUUCGCCUCGUCAAUUUGUCGGAGAAAGAGAGAGCGAGAGAGAGAGAGAUAAAGAGCAAACAGCUAGAGAGAGGGUGAGAGAGAAAGUGCGAGAGAGAGAGAGAAAGUGCGAGAGAGAAAGGCAGAGAGAGACACAGAGAUGAAGGGAAAGAGAGAGAUAGAGAGAGAGAGAGAGAGAAAGAGAAAGGCAGAGAGACACAGAGAUGAAGGGAAAGAGAGAGAUAGAGACAGAGAGAGAAAGGCAGAGAGACACACAGAGAUGAAGGGAAAGAGAGAGAUAGAGACAGAGAGAGAAAGGCAGAGAGACACACAGAGAUGAAGGGAAAGAGAGAUAGAGAGAGAGAAAGAGAGAGAGUACGGCAGAGAGAGACAGAGAUGAAGGGGAAGAGAGAGAAAGAGAGAGAGAGAGAAAUAAGAUACAAGGAUUAUUAGAUGAUCACGAGACCAGAGAACAUGGAGAAAUUACUAUUUACACGGCAUAUUUAUUACUUCGAAUUUAAUCAUCAAUCCGAACUAUACACAAAUGCACAUCCCGGAAUAAAUAAAUACCCAGCAGCAGCCUGUACAAGGUCAGAGAACAGCUGGAGAAGAAAGAAUAGCAGUCAACGCCCCAUGAUGUAUGGUCAUCUGCAGAUAAACAUACAUGAACCAAGGUGAAGAAAUAAAAUGAAAAUCGGCUAUUUACCCGGAAAAUAUACAUCAUUUAAUAAUAAUAACCCAUCGCAAAAAUUAAUCAGAACAAGAACAGUAGCACAAUAGAAAGAACAACCUAAAAAAAAUGGACUUUGCCUUUGACCUGCGCUCAUGUUCUUAAAAUCAUGCUGUAAUAAAAAAAAAUGAUUUUCUCUUUAAAGGAAGAUAAUUUUUGAACUGAUCGUCAUGAACGUGGGAAAGAAAUAUAGACAAUUUUUUCAAGGUCAAACCAUGGCUAUUAUCAUCACCAUCGUCAUCCAGCUUCCAGCUACUUGUCAUUGACUUUAUCCCCUAUAUUUCCCAUGUAUUAUUCAUCAUUACUUUGUAGUUAUUUCAUGAGUAACUAGGGAACAUACAUAGACGAAAUGGUCAUCACCACGUUCCUUUCUUUCCAACUACUCAAAUACCAAGAUUUCCAUCACAAAUACAAAGGCCCAAGGUCAAAGGCAAAAGGUCAACGCCCCAAGUCUUUCAUUCAAUGAAACUUCUACACAUUUUCUUCCUUAUUUCCAUCGCAUCUAAUAUAUGCAGGAUCUUGUGAAUUUCUUCCUCGCCUCACCCUCUUUUGGGCAAAUCCUACAGUAGAAAUUUCUCAGAUUCCUUGUACGUUUUUCAGGUAUGCACCACCACGUCCAUUUUUUCUUCUUCCAUCUAAUCCUUGAGCUCUCUUAAGACCUACUUUCUUUUUCCUUUUUUCCCCUGUAACUUGGCAUCAUCUCUGCGGUCAAUUAUAUCUUGGCAAGGUCAACGCCUUUCCUUUUUCGUCUCCACUGGUGUAUGGCAGCCCCCUCUAAUUACCAUUAGUCAGUGUAUGGAUGUCUAACACGGCCAUCCUAAGAAAAAGUCAAAAGACCGCCGCAAAAAUAACCCUGUGGUAUCAAAGAUUAGUCCACUUUGCUUCUUCAUUUUGGGGGGAAAAAAACGAAUUUUGACCCUAGUUUGACUUUCUCUGCUUGCAAAAAAGUAACAACUGGACUAAAAAUAGAAGGCAAGUGUGUCUCAGUGGAAAAAGGAAACAGCUUGCAGAUGAAAACGAAAACGAGCUUUCAUGGGUAAUCAGUGGUUGGAACCUGUGCAUUUGGAGAGACUCAAAGACCGGUAUCAGACCCUUUGCCCUGGCCUCAAUCGCACGAGAUGGGAUCUGUUCUACACCAAUCUCCCCCCCAGAAAGACCAUCCACAUACAGUGACAUGUCGAAUUCCACCCAAGCAUGGAAGGAGAUCUGUCAAGAACUUCACAGGGUCAGAAGAAGAAGCAGUGCAGCAGGGGUGCAUAUCCAGAUGCUUCAGGCGAUUACCUCGGAUUUCACCCAGAGAGGAGUCUUAGCUGCAUGAGUACACAACUCAACCUCAGAGAUAUACAAAUGCUGCCUUUCUUCAGCAGCAAGGACCGGCUUAGCAGCCUCACCGGCCCCUUUUCUCAUAACUUUAUGAACAGGUUUAGCACUGCCUCCACUGCCAUGAUCACCAUAUAUGUCCACGUUAUCGCCUCUAUCUCUUCUAUUCUGCUUAUGACAGAUAUCCCAUUUUUGGGUUGCCUCGACGACUAAUACAGCACCAGACCCCUGGGUAGGCUCGUAGAUGGCCGUGUCUGGUCUAGAGAUAUCCCCAUUAGCCAUGUGAGACAGCACAUACUGUACCACACAACCCGAAGGCGAAAAUACCAGCAGAUGAUGGUUCUUCCUCAGCGAGCUGGGUUCUGGGUGAUCAUCAACACCACUGCAAUUGUGGAAAGCUGAAGCAAUGGCACCAGAGAAUGGGCUGAUCCUCCCAGUAGCUGCUGCAGCCGCACCAUUCACAGCGCUUCUCCACCAAUUACUUCCAUUCCUUAUUCUGCUCACAACUGAUAGUGUGACAGGAAGGGAGCGGCCAGAACUGUUUGGAUAUGGAGCUGCUGUUCUUGCCAAUGGGCCCAAACCACCAGUGCCACUCACACCAGGAUCUGUGGCACUUUCCGACGGUGGAAUGGCAAAAAGAUGGCUGGUUCCACGUGAGGAGCUGAUCAUGAUCCACUGGCUGUCACUGCUGAAGCUAAUGUCGUGUAUAACCUGAAGCCAAAGAGAAACAAUGCGCCAUAAAUGCUUUCUUCUCGGAGAAAGAACCAUCCUACAACAUUAAAUCAGAAGGAAUCAAGGGUGCAGCCUCUACCGCAUUGGUCACCCCGCGCUGCAACUUGUAUAGAUGCAUAUACGAAAAGACCCCCUUCUCAGAUCCGGUCGAUCCUCCAUGAAAAGGGGACACAAUGCAGAAGACGUUCAUGUUGUGGCCAAGAACAGAAGCGGUUAAUAGUAGAGUCCCACUUGGAUCGAAGCAUAGUGCAGCAAUCGGAUUCGUAUGCGCUCUAAACUGCACCACGACAGAUUUUGAAAGAAGAUCUCGGACAAUAACCUGCGUGUAUUAAUAAGAAAUAAAUCUUGAACAAGCUGAUAAGAAAAUAAUAGUAAGGUGACUGCAAUAUUAAGGAGGCAUCAGACAGACAUAGUGAGCAAACUAUCACCAUUCCAGAACUAUUGUCGUCUUGAAAAUAUCCAUCGAUCGAGCCAUUUGUCUUCAGCUUUAGAGUCCCUCGUUCACCACUGCUGCCAUCAGGCAGGAGCUCUGAGCAGUACUUGGACAAUUUCUUGUAGCCAAUGUCUCCAAGCGUCACUAAACCCGAGACCACCUGCUUCCUGGAUUCUUUUGCAUAGUGUGCGACAAGGCUCCCAUUUGACGAGCUCGGCAGGCUUGUUGAAGGAGCCAGAUGUUCUGGGCUCACACGACCACUGUCUGGAACCAGAACUGGGCUGCCACUGUAUGCUAGCCACCUGGUACCCACUGCAAGAGGUCCAUAUGCCACGCUUCCCGAGAUAAUGGGCCUUGAAGCCACUGGGUAAGUGAGGAUAGUGUAUUCCCUCUCCAGGGUUGCAGCAUCAAAGCAAUGAAUCUGCAGAAUGAGAAUUGGCAUAAGAGGUCAUAGUGAAGCAAUUACAAACCCACAGAGAGUUAUGUCCAUGCCCACCUGAUUGGCCUGAGAAACAGCCACAACACGUGGGCUGCAGCGGAUAGUGUAGACGGCCGAUGCGAAAUCCAGGCUAUGGACAUAGGCAUGGGCCUUCAAGGAAUAAAAAUGGACAGAGCUGGAAGCAGCAGGGCUGCCAUCCGUCAACUUCUGAUGAUGUUCACUGUUUCUGCUGCCCCCAGGAAGGGAACUGUCACCAGCAAUGGCCAGCAAUGGAUGGGCAUCAGCAAACCUAUCCUCAUACCGCAUGGCUGAUGCUGGCCUUCUCUGCAUUUGCAGGAAUGAAACUGGGCCGUCAUGUCUGGAUACCAGCUGAUGCACAUCAUCCGCCUCUUCCACAUCCCAGACCUGAAACCCAGAGCUAUAGCCCAGCAGCAAAACCUGCCGAAGAAUGCCACCCUCGGCUUCUAGCUUGUCGAAUCCAGCCCACUGGACCUGAAAGAAAUGAUCCAACGCACCUGUGGGUAAAGAACCAUUUUUUUUUCAUGCUUAGGAUGGCUGAAAGCUCACACUUGUCAUUCUGGCGCUCCAAAAAUUCAAAAAUAUUCAAUAAAAAGAAACCUAUCAAGCCCAAAUUUUAGUAAAUCUUUCAAUGAAAAAAAAAUUCAAUGAACUAAAAUCGACUGGUCAGAUGCGGGUGAUAGUUUUCUUUUGAGGAAGUAUAUGAGAAGAUUCGAAACGCAGAGCAUUUUUACUGUAACCCGCCAACUCUUUGGCGUCCUAGGAUAAUGCUAUUGAACACAAUCAAUCGCCCACAUGAAGUAAUUGCGCUUCAAAAUCUUCAUCGAUCGCAUCUUCAACGGAAGAAAGGUAAACAAAUCUGGGAAAUUAACCAAGCGGAAUGGGAUUACUAUAUAUAUAUAUAUAGGAGGGAGACGCCUUGGUCUGGAACGAGCUCCUCCCUAGUAAUGUCUCUCCGGGUCUCAAUACUUUAAUUGACCAGAGUCCACUGUUCGUUGUCAUCUUUUGCGAAGAAGGGUUUUCAUGGAAUUGGCGCGGAAUUUGGCAGGGGUUGAACUCCGGAAGGAAAAGUGCACGGGUACCUGAUCGUCUUCCCGCUCAACGAUAGACGACGCGACCGACGCCCCUGCUGACUUAACCGUUGAUGCUACACUAGAGGCUCCGGACGAGACGAUCCUCAGGUAGCCCGAUACGCUGCGGAGCGAGAAGAAACCACCUCCCUUGCCCGUCCGUGGCGCUCCUCCCUGUAUCCUCGGCGCGUCGUUCCUCAUCCCCCGUCGCCCAACCCGCCGGAGCCCCCACAGCGGGGAGCGAAGCCGAUACCGAGGAAGAAGAAGAAGCAAAAGUAGAAGGAGAAGAAGCAAAAAGAGAAGGAGAAGAAGCAAAAAUAGAAGGAGAAGAAGCAAAAGAAGAAGAAGAAGAAGAAGCAAAAGAAGAAGCAAAAGAAGACGUCAAAGAAGAAGACGAAGAAAAAGGGAUUUGUGGCCCAAUCCCGAGUGUUGAGCUCAUGA